UUUUCUCAUCUGGAAUCUCAUCCAUAUAUAUAAUUAAUUUCUUAUAUUAUCUAAUUUUUAUCCUAAGAGAACUGUGCUGUUCUUAGAAUUUUCCGCUAGAUGGAUGAUUCAAUUAUAAAUUUGAUUGUAUUUGGAGUUGUGUCAUGGACGACAUUAUUUUUAUUGACAAGAAAGUUGUUCCCAAAUCGUUCUUUCGAUUUUUGCAAUCGUUUGGUAUCAACAGUUCAUGCAAUUUUAGCAGUAACUUUAGCUUCUCUUUCUGUUCAAGAUUGGAGUUGCCCAAUUUGUCCUUUGGCUUCAAGAUCUUCUCACAAGCAGAUGAAGGCACUAGCAGUGACAGUGGCAUACCUUAUUUAUGAUUUUGUAUGUUGCCUUUUUGACAAGCAAGUGAAGAUUGAUAACUUAAUUCACCAUGUGGUGAGUGGUGUUGGACUUGGAGCUGGGCUUGCUUAUGAAUGGUGUGGUUCAGAAAUGGUAGCAGCAUUGUGGUUGACAGAGAUUUCCAGUCCAUUUCUACACUUGAGGGAGAUUCUCAAAGAGCUUGGAUAUAAAGACACUGAUAUUAAUCUUGCAGCUGAUGUUUUAUUUGCAGUGAUUUUCAGCAUUGCUAGGAUGAUAGGGGGCCCAUAUCUAACCUAUGUGACUCUAUCUGCUGAUAAUCCAAUCCUCAUUAAGGCCAUGGCUUUCGGACUGCUACUUGUUAGUGCCUUCUGGUUCUAUAAGAUUGCUAGGAUGAUCAUGUAUAAAUUUUCUAGGAGAGCUAAAGUUAAAAUUGCUCCUUCAAAUUUUUAAUUUGCUGAUAAUUUUUGUUAUGCGGCAAAUCAAAUUCUUCUGUAUCGAACAUUUGUAGCCUUUGAGGAGAAAUUAAAAAGGUUCAUUACGUUUCCAAGAA
This is a messenger RNA of Lycium ferocissimum, 892 nucleotides long. RefSeq lists its product as uncharacterized. The transcript is spliced from 5 exons. Bases 100 to 792 code for a protein of 230 amino acids. Gene Ontology annotation, cellular component: membrane. The record is from RefSeq and is a predicted model, not a curated record. NCBI's taxonomy places the organism in Eukaryota, Viridiplantae, Streptophyta, Magnoliopsida, Solanales, Solanaceae.